Fraxinus pennsylvanica is the source of this 939-nucleotide messenger RNA. Lineage: Eukaryota; Viridiplantae; Streptophyta; Magnoliopsida; Lamiales; Oleaceae. The record is from the annotation of a GenBank genome assembly.
AUGUCUGACACUUUUUGUACGGACUGCAAGCGAUACACGGAAGUGGUAUUGGAUCAUGCGGCGGGAGACACCGUGUGCUCCGAGUGCGGUCUUGUGCUGGAAUCACGCUCUAUCGAUGAGACUUCCGAGUGGCGUACAUUUGCUGAUGAUUCCGGGUCGAAUGACCCGAAUAGGGUUGGUGUGCCCGUGAACCCGCUCCUGUCCGACGGGGUUCUGUCGACUUUCAUGUCCCCUGGGCUUAAUGGACCAAAUGGGGAUGUCUCUCUCGCCCGGUUGAAGAACCGCGGGGGCGAUCCUCACCGUGCCAUUGUCGUUGCCUUUAAGUCCAUUACGAACAUGGCUGAUAGGUUGAGCCUUGUGACAACCAUUAAGGAUCGGGCAAGUGAAAUAUAUAAAAGGUUGGAAGAUCAGAAGUGUACUAGAGGAAGAAAUUUGGAGGCACUAGUUGCUGGCUGCAUUUAUAUUGCUUGUCGGCAAGAAGGCAAGCCUCGCACUGUAAAAGAAAUUUGCUCUAUUGCAUCUGGAGCUACAAAAAAAGAAAUUGGCAGAGCAAAAGAAUUUAUUGUGAAACAAUUGAAGGUUGAGAUGGGUGAAUCAAUGGAGAUGGGUACUAUACAUGCAGAAGACUAUUUGAGACGUUUUUGUUCUAAUCUUGGUAUGAGACAUGAAGAGGUCAAAGCUGUCGAAGAAACCGUAUUGAAAUCAGGAGAAUUCGAUAUAAGGAGGAGCCCUAUAUCUAUUGCUGCAGCAAUUAUUUUCAUGAUUACGCAGUUGUCAGACUCGAAGAAACCCCUGCGAGAUAUCUCAAUUGCAACUACAGUAGCAGAAGGGACUAUCAAGAAUACCUACAAGGAUAUCUACCCCCAUGCUGCAAAGAUAGUACCUGACUGGUAUACAAAGGAACGGGACCUCAAGAACCUUUGCUGUUCUAAGUUCUAA